UUUCGUACUCGCGCGAUCAGCUGGCAGGAAUCGAGACACACGACAAAAACACACACUUUCGUAUUGUGAUCGUACGUAAUAAAUUACAUUAUAAAACCGCCUUUUCCUCAUUACCGCGUGGUGCACGCUCGGGUAACGAUCUCUCUCCGCUAGAUCAGUAUUCAACCGAAUUUCCUUUCGAUACCCGUUCGAUACCGAUUUAUUUAUUUUCGUUUAAUUUAUUUAACCGACACAAACAUGUCAAAAUUCAUCUGCAUACAAGACUUCGAGAACCAUGCUCAGAACAACCUCACACCCUCCAUCAGGGAUUAUUACAAUUCCGGAGCGGGAGACCAGUAUACUUUGAAGCUCAACACCGAGGCUUUCAAGAAGUACAGAAUAAAGCCCCGAUUUUUGAGAGAUGUAUCACAAAGGGAUUUGAGCACCACAAUUUUGGGUGAAAAAAUCUUGAUGCCGUUAGGAAUCGCACCAGCGGCUAUGCAACGCAUGGCGCAUCCCGAGGGUGAAUGCGCGAACGCCAGAGCUGCUCAAGCGUACGGUACCAUUUACAUACUUUCAACCAUAUCAACAAGUAGCAUCGAAGAAGUUGCAGAAGCCGCGCCAAACGCGAUAAAAUGGUUCCAAUUGUACAUAUACAUCGAUCGUAACGUUACAUUAGAUUUAGUUAGACGCGCAGAACGCGCUGGUUUCAAAGCUCUCGUCCUAACAGUCGAUGCACCGCUGUUUGGUGACCGACGAGCUGACAUUAGGAAUAAAUUUUCGCUCCCAUCACAUUUGAAAUUGGGAAAUUUCCAAGGAGAAAUGUCAAAUAAAAUCAAAAACGCGAAGGAUGGAUCUGGUUUGAGCGAGUACGUCAUGAACUUGUUCGACGCUUCUUUGAAAUGGGAAGACAUCGCGUGGCUCAAAAGUAUUACAAAAUUGCCACUCGUUCUGAAGGGGGUCCUGUCCGCUGAAGACGCAGAGUUGGCCAUUCAACACGGGGCAGCAGCUAUCAUCGUUUCAAAUCAUGGUGCACGUCAAGUUGACACUCUCCCAGCAACGAUCGAAGCAUUACCGGAAAUAGUAGACGCUGUAAGGGGAAGAAUAGAAGUUUACAUGGACGGAGGCGUGAGGCAAGGAAUCGACGUUUUCAAAGCGCUUGCAAUGGGUGCGAAAAUGGUAUUCGCCGCCAGACCAUUAUUGUGGGGUCUGUCUCAGGGUGGCGAGGAAGGUGCCAAACACGUACUUGAAAUCUUCAGGAAGGAAAUUGACUUGGCAUUUGCAUUAACAGGCUGCAGAGCAGUGGAUCAGAUCACGAGGGAUAUGGUGAAGCACGAAUCUUACUACAGCCAUUUGUAACACGAGGAUCCAGUAAAAAAUAAAUAUAAUUAUAACAAGUUCAAGUCGAAGCAACCGAUUCUCGGACGCAUCAUGUAUUUAUAAGCGUUCAUAAAGCGUUAUGCUUCCACGACGAAUGCAACAAUUAUACCAUUUAAGGUUAUUUCAAAAACACUCGAAGAUGACCUCGAGGUCACAAUCUGUUUUAUAAUUUCCUAGUUAGAUAAACGUACGAUCGAUUAGUUUUAAGUUAAAUUAAAUGUAAAAAGGUAGCAAUAGACGACACAGAGCGAGAAAUAUAUCGAUAGAAAGAACAAACGCGAGAGUAUUUUUUUUCUUCACAAUAUUGGCGUUUUAUUGAAUAUCUUUUCUUGUAUAUUCAUCUUUUGUAUACAUAUAUGCAUGUGCGCGGCACACAUAUCACAAUUCUUAAGCGUACAUACGCGCACACGCAUCCAAAGUGAUCCGCGUUUCUUUUUUUUUGCAAACGGAACAAGAUUGACUAUUUUGACGUUGACAUACAUACAUAACGUCCCACGUAACAUUAGCAGCAGAGUACUUUGCUUCGUCGCACGUUCGAUCGCAAAAUACUCGUAUUCUCUUGAUCCUACACAUUUCUACUGUCGAUUUCGCUUCGUUUCAUUGUUGGCAAAAAAAUAAAUCCCAUUUCUCUUCUCGGUAUUCUAUAUCUCGACUUUUAGUAACUCUGAUGCAGCCAUUACAGUCACGAAACAUCCUUUAGUCACAGCUUUACAACGUUACAAUUAUUAAUCGUUACUCGUAUGUAUAUAUUUAUAUUUAUAUUUAUAUAUAUGUAUAUAUGUAUAUUUAUGUAUAUAUGUAUAGUGGCCUCGUUCGCGCUACAGUUUUGUUUGCCGUGUAUGCACGCUGCGACGCUAAACCUUUACUCGUAUGUAUAAUAUGUAUACGUAAUGUACACGUGCGUGGUAUAUACACACAUACACGCUCCCUGCACUGUGUACUGUAUAUGUAUAGAUACGUUAUAUACAUGCAUACACACGCACACUUAUUUGCUCUCCCAUUAUGUGAGAGUAGAGAAACGUGACGAUCUCGGUGGAUCAUGAUUUUUUACAUGAAACCUCUUUGAAAGGACACACGUUCACAAUUAUGCUCAUAUCUUUCGGUGAACAUAAUAUUUUAUAAAAAUAUUUACGAUACUUUAUAUUUCUAAUGGGAAAACUGAAAUUGACACGAGAUUUUUGAUCGAGGACAUUUAGGUCGUCAUGCGUUUUAUGGUAGCGUGUUAAAUCACCACGCGUGGUACACAAAGCACCAAGUAUUAUAUCCGCAAUACAUCACUGCGCGUUGCAUUCUCACGAUCAAGUGAUCCCAAAAAAAUCUCACCCUAGCCACCUUACGCCACCGAAAACAAGGGCCAAGAUAAUAAAGAUAUACUAAAUAAAGGUGUCGUAUUAUACAAAUUAUGCAGUUGCAAGUUUGUUGAAUACAGUUAUUAUUUGAAGAGUGAUCAAAUCAAUUCACGAACGUGUAUCCUUUCGCUCGUUAUGUAAUUGUGGCUCGUUCGACACAUGUGUAAUUCAACGUACACGGUAUACAGUUGGCUAAUACACGAUUACGAUAGACACACAGUGUGUUUGUUCGGGUGUAUUUUUGUUUGUUUUUGUCACUGGUGAGAACCUCAGGAAUAUGAUUGUUUGCUUGCUGAUGCGUCUCUCCUAUAGCUUCAGAGGAUCCAGAGACGGGGAGAUCACUUUCGCGGUUAAAUAGCGAUUUAGGCGAUAGUACAUUAGUUAAGUUAGUGUAAAAUUCAUUGGUCCAGAGAGUUGUGUGUGUUUCAAGAGGGUCUUUGUUCUCCCCUGUGUAGCCCCGGACCCUUUCUUUUGAUUUAACAACUGUUACAACAGGUUGGCUAUCGGUUGGCCCGUUUUUCUUCUACGCGAGGGCUUCGAAACCGUAAGGAUAUGUUUUUUCUUUCGAUGAAUUAUUUUUCGGUUAUCGACCAUGAUGGUUAAGGAUAAGAUUUUUUCAUUUUGUAGAUCGUGAUUUAUGAUGGUGUGUCUGCUUUUUGACCAAGCUGUAGUUUUGCGUGUAUUAUUUUAGUACGCAGAGUGACAGGGAUUAUAAUUACUGCAGAUAAGUGGUACAAUUUCAAUGACAUAUUUUACUGGUCCCAGGAUAUUUUAGCGUAUUCUACCAAAUUACCAAAUUCGUAUUUCUAAAUUUAAAAAGUUGCAAAUUUCGAAAUGUAAAGUCUUGUGCUCGCUCUAUCACUGAACUCUCCUCAACAUUUUUCUAACAACGCACCAUUCUUACGAGUAAAAUACGCCACCAAAGUUUGACCUAUUUCCUGCCACUCUGUAUACACAGCGAUAAGAAUUAUUCGAUAAACGAAGAAUGAUUUGAAGUACCUGUGAUACUUUUGUUCGAUCGUACGAGGAUAUCGCGUUUUCCUGAUUAGUGUAGCUAGAAUGAAAUCGUUCCUUUGACACAGUGCGGAACAGUGGAAAAAUUCCUUUAGAAUAUUUUUCUGGAAAUUCGAGUCUUAUGUACGUAUAUCGUACUAUUCAACAAAUUGUACUUCAAUGUGAUUAAUAUAAAAAACAUGGUUUCCUAUAAAAAAAAAUAUUAAGUUAAGCACAGGUCAGAAAUUAUGAUACGAUACUUAAAGAAAUCGUUAAGUUAUUUAUAGCAACAGAAUAUUCUGUACAACAGAUUUUUAUUGAUA
Megachile rotundata (alfalfa leafcutting bee) is the source of this 4024-nucleotide messenger RNA. RefSeq names its product Hydroxyacid oxidase (gene Hao). Lineage: Eukaryota; Metazoa; Arthropoda; Insecta; Hymenoptera; Megachilidae. Gene Ontology annotation, cellular component: peroxisomal matrix. The record is from RefSeq and is a predicted model, not a curated record. Gene Ontology annotation, biological process: fatty acid alpha-oxidation. Gene Ontology annotation, molecular function: (S)-2-hydroxy-acid oxidase activity; FMN binding.